Messenger RNA from Microthlaspi erraticum, 1155 nucleotides. Lineage: Eukaryota; Viridiplantae; Streptophyta; Magnoliopsida; Brassicales; Brassicaceae. The record is from the annotation of a GenBank genome assembly.
AUGCCAUUCAUGGUGAGAGAUGGGAUCGUGCUGGGACAUAGGAUUUCAGAGAAGGGAAUCGAGGUCGACCGAGCGAAGAUCGAGGUGAUGAUGAGUCUACAGCCGCCUAAUUCUGUCAAGGGAAUCCGCAGCUUUCUGGGGCAUGCAGGGUUCUACAGGCGAUUCAUCAAGGACUUCUCCAAGAUCACCAGACCUUUGACGCUGCUGUUGUGUAAGGAGGUCAAGUUCGACUUUGACAGUACAUGCUUGGAGGCCUUUCACACGAUCAAGGGAGCUCUGGUGAGUGCUCCAAUUGUCCAACCUCCUGACUGGAGCCUUCCUUUCGAGGUGAUGACAGAUGCUAGUGACUAUGCUGUCGGAGCGGUUCUGGGCCAGAGAAAGGAGAAGAAGCUGCACGUGAUCUACUACGCCAGUCGCACACUUGAUGAAGCUCAGUGCAAGUACGCUACGACUGAGAAGGAACUAUUGGCGGUGGUGUUUGCAUUUGAGAAGUUUCGGUCCUAUCUUGUUGGAUCGAAGGUGAUUGUCCACACUGAUCACGCUGCAUUGAAGUACUUGCUGACGAAGAAGGAUGCGAAGCCGAGACUCUUGAGAUGGAUUCUUUUGCUUCAGGAGUUCGAUCUGGAGAUCAAGGAUAAGAAAGGGAUUGACAAUGGUGUAGCUGAUCACCUGUCAAGGAUGAAGAUCGAUGAUGACGUUCCUCUAGACGACAGCUUACCUGAUGAGCACGUCUACGCUGUUGAGGUGAUCGACUACGGCGAGCCCCUGCUCGCAGAUGAUGGAGUUCGAUCGAGUACCAGAAGAGGUCGAUCGAAUGGUGAUGACGGAGAUCGUGCUUUGAGCUGUAACGCCGUUAACCGUUCCAGUUUCCCAUGGUCUAAAGACGUUCCAGGAGAGCUUUGGUCACAUGGACCAACAGGAGGAGAAAGCAGGCAAAACGGAGCCCAAAGGAGCUCGAUCGAUCCCACAAGAUCGAUCGAUCAUCACUUGAUCACCCACUCGAUCGAUCCCUACAGCGCUACCCAGAUCGAUCACCUCCUGCUACCCACUCGAUCGAUCCCAUGCAAAGGGAGUAGCUCGAUCGAUCCCAUGCAGAGGACGAAGCUCGAUCGAUCCCGUUCUGUCUCAGCCGUUCGAUCAAUCCCGGUCAGAUGA